CCUGCGCGGCCGUGGUCAUCCCAGGCGGAGAGGUGCAAACUGGCCACCACGCACCACUUGCCAUCAGCUUGUCCCCGCUGGUGAUAAAGGUUAUCUCGACACGCCCUUGGAUCUGGGAUCACUCUUCGUUGCCAGCAGACGGUGAUCGUGGGUGAGCGAGGAAUCACAAGGGGUGGUGUGCGCAGGUGACCCUCCUCUUCUGCGCAUCAGCAUUGAUUCUCACUGUUGAGAAUUUCGAAUAUUUUGAUGGACUGAAAUUUAUAUAUUACCUUCUUUGCCACCAUGUAACGUCCGUCAGCUGACAGUACAGGAUGAAGGGGGCUGAGGGAUGGCCUGAGGCACGGAUUAGACCCAUGUAUCUGUUGGAUGAGGAGUUCCGUGACAUUUAUCGUACGAUUGGCAAUGUGGGCUCGCUAUCACGGGCCUUUUGCAGCGAGUGUGGCUGCAGUGUAGCGUUGGCGGUGUGUCAGUGUCCAGGUUCCCGCCAGCUGCUGCGUAUCCGCGGUGGUCGGGGAGCCGUGGUGAGGGAGAGAGAAAAAAGUGAUCUUGAAAGCACUGGAGAGAGUGGGUGUGUAAAGUGUUGCCUGUGUGGUGAUAAUGGCAAGCCAGGCUCCCGGUGACGGAUAGCUUGGCCGGAAGGGAAGCAUCAUGUCCGGCAGACCACGACGUUGCGCCUCCUCGGACGGGGGUCUAGACGCUGCCCCGCGCAUGUGAUAAUUUCUGACCGAGACUAUAACAGAAGGAUGGGAAGCAGAGAGGAAGUUCGCAUCAUCAAAGUGAAUCACAGUAUGAGGAAUGAGCUGCGGCGACAGAGUUCAGGAGAGUCUGGACCGACACGCAGCAGGGAAAUUGAAGACAGAGCAAGAAGAGAAAGGGAAGGGAGUUAUAUCAGGGAAUUUGUAUACACGAAACGGGGAGAAGAAGCGCUACUUCAGGAGGAAAGGCGGCCCAGAGAGCAUGUGGAGUUGAGGAAGACCCGCGAGGGAGGGAGGGUCGCCGUACCAAAGACAGA
Portunus trituberculatus (swimming crab) is the source of this 1012-nucleotide messenger RNA. RefSeq lists its product as uncharacterized. The record is from RefSeq and is a predicted model, not a curated record. Lineage: Eukaryota; Metazoa; Arthropoda; Malacostraca; Decapoda; Portunidae. The transcript is spliced from 2 exons. The coding region runs from base 312 to 620 and encodes 102 amino acids.